CUUAUACCCCCUCCCACCCAACUCCCUUUCUUUUCUCGCCUCUCCACCUCUCACAUUCAAGAAGAUGGACGAGUCAAGGAAAAUCACCAUCUCCAUCGACCGUGGUGGCACCUUUACAGACGUGCACGCCAUCGUACCGGGCCGCCCUGACAUCAUCCUAAAGCUACUAUCCGUCGACCCCGGUCACUACCAAGAUGCACCGACAGAAGGCAUCCGACAGAUUCUCGAGCUGGUAACGGGAAAGCCGCAUCCCCGGGGUCAGCCGCUGGAGCUGGGUCCGAUCGGCAGUCUGCGGAUGGGCACAACCGUGGCGACGAACGCGCUGCUGGAGCGCAAGGGCGCGCGCUCGGUCUUAUUCACAACGCGGGGAUUCCGGGAUCUGCUGAAGAUCGGGGACCAGUCUCGACCGAAUAUUUUCGAUUUAAGCAUGGCUCGGCCAGGGGUGUUACCGGAGGGCGUGGUGGAAAUUAACGAGCGUGUCGUGCCGUGUCAUCCGUCGGCGGAUAAGGAUUGUUUUGCCGAGGCGCGGGUGGUGGAGGGUGUGACUGGGGAGAAGUUCAAGGUCGUUCAGGAGUUGAAUAUGGAAGAGGUGGAGAGUGAGCUGCGCCGGUUAAAAGAGGAGGGAUACCAGUCUCUGUCUGUUGCGCUGGUGCACUCCUUCGCCUACCCGGAUCAUGAGCGCAAAAUCGGUGAUCUUGCGCGGAAGAUGGGCUUUUCUGUCACAUUAUCUUCGCAGCUGCAGCCCAUGAUCAAGAUCGUUCCCCGAGGCAUGUCCGCUGCGGCGGAUGCCUAUCUUACUCCGGUGAUCAAGACUUACAUUGAUUCGAUCUCGUCGAGCUUCGAAGGCGGGCUGGAACGCCAGCAUGAGUGUCGAUUCGAGUUCAUGCAGUCCGAUGGUGGAUUAGUAGACUUCCGCAAAUUUAGCGGCCUGAAGGCUAUUCUAUCCGGUCCUGCCGCCGGUGUGGUCGGUUUUGCGGCCACCAGCUAUGACCCGGAGGAGAAGACACCCGUCAUUGGUUUCGACAUGGGCGGCACGUCGACAGAUGUGUCGCGAUUUGACGGCCAUCACGAGCAUGUUUUUGGAUCCAAGGUGGCCGGUGUUCUCAUCCAGUCGCCUCAACUGGACAUCAACACCGUGGCUGCUGGCGGUGGCUCGAUCCUGUCGUGGCGCAACGGACUUUUCUACGUCGGACCUGAGUCCGCUUCUGCCCAUCCGGGCCCUGCAUGCUACCGCAAGGGUGGCCCACUGACCGUGACAGACGCAAAUCUGUUCUUGGGCCGUCUGAUGCCGGAAUAUUUCCCUCACAUCUUUGGCCCCAACGAAGAUCAGCCGCUGGACAUCGAGGUCACCACCAAGCUGUUCAACGACCUGACGGACAAGGUCAACACCGAGAGAAAGGAAAAGGGACAGCCUACGUACACGGCGGAGGAGGUGGCCCUGGGUUUCCUCAAGGUCGCAGAUGAGUCGAUGGCUCGUCCUAUCCGCGGGUUGACUGAAGCUCGUGGGUUCGAAACUGCAUCGCAUCAUCUUGCUUGCUUCGGUGGAGCAGGUGGCCAGCAUGCGUGCUCGGUCGCUGCAUCGCUUGGAAUCUCUCGCACGAUCAUUCAUCAGUUCUCUUCGGUUCUUUCUGCCUACGGCCUGGCGCUGGCUGAGGUCGUCAAGGAGUCCCAGGAGCCGGUCUCCAAAGAUUACCUGUCCUCCAAGUCUAAUCUGGAUGGCCGGUUUGUGGAGAUGAUGAAGGCGGCGACGGAAGAGAUGGAGGUCCAGGGAUUCCGCGGCGACCAGGUCCACCAUGAGCUAUAUCUUAAUAUGCGCUACGAGGGCUCUGACACUAGCUUCAUGAUUUUAAAGCCUGAAGAUGAGUCCGGGUUCCUCGAGCAAUUCCGUGCCCGUCAUCGUCGCGAAUUCAACUUCAACUCCGACCGUCCGGUGUUGGUGGACGACAUCCGUGUACGGACGAUUGCCUCGUCCAAGGUACGCACGGAGAAGAGCCCACUGGUGCAGCUGAAGGAAGCAACGCUGCAGGAUAUCUCAGGACCCCCUCACAACACGACCAAGGCCUACUUUGACGGAUAUCCGGACCGGAUUGACACCGCGGUCUAUCUCCUGGACAAGCUGGACCGCAGCACCCGGGUGCAUGGCCCCGCCAUCAUUAUCGACAAGACGCAGACGAUCGUGGUGGCCCCUAACGCGGUCGCCAACAUCUUGGAGACGUGCAUUGUCAUUGACCUGCAAGAAUCCAAGAACCCCGUCGCGAAGAAUGUGUCCACCGAGAUCGAUCCUAUUCGGCUCACCAUUUUCGGCCAUCGAUUCAUGUCGAUUGCGGAACAGAUGGGCCGUACCCUGCAGAAGACGUCCGUGUCGACCAACAUCAAGGAGCGCCUGGACUUUUCGUGCGCGCUAUUCUCUCCAGACGGCGGACUUGUCGCCAAUGCGCCCCACGUCCCUGUCCAUCUGGGAUCCAUGCAGUUUGCUGUGCGCUACCAACAUCAGAAAUGGCUGGGCAACCUCAAGGAUGGCGACGUGCUGGUGGCGAACCAUCCGACCUGUGGCGGGACGCAUUUGCCCGAUAUCACGGUCAUUACACCCGUUUUCGACCGACCGGGUGGCAGCGAGAUAAUGUUCUACGUGGCCUCGCGUGGCCACCAUGCCGAUAUCGGCGGUAUCCUCCCCGGGUCUAUGCCGCCCAAGUCAACGGAGCUGUGGCAGGAAGGCGCCGCGAUCGAGGGUGACAAGAUCGUCAGCAAUGGCGUCUUCGACGAGGAUCGUGUGAUCGAGCUGCUGGUGCGCCAGCCCGCCGAACACCCCGGGUGCUCGGGGGCGCGCUGCAUCAGCGACAACCUGUCAGAUCUGAAGGCGCAGAUUGCAGCCAACACGCGGGGCAUCGGUCUCAUCCAAACGCUGUUCGCGGAGUACGGCACGGAGACGGUGCAGAGAUACAUGUACGCCAUCCAGUCGACAGCAGAGACGGCGGUCCGCAAUCUCUUGAAGGAAUUACACCAGAAGUUCGGUGGUCAACCACUCGAAGCCGUCGACUACAUGGACGACGGCACCCCGAUCAAGCUAAAAGUCACCAUCAACGACACGGACGGGUCGGCGGUGUUUGACUUUGCGGGGACAGGGCCCGAGGUGUACGGGGGUUGGAACGCGCCGAUCGCGAUCACACACUCCGCCAUCAUCUACUGCCUGCGCUGCAUGAUCAACGCGGAUAUCCCGCUGAACCAGGGGUGUCUAGCCCCGAUCGACAUCCAGGUCCCGUCGCCCAGCCUGCUGUCCCCGACGAAGACGGCAGCCGUCGUCGGCGGCAACGUGGUCACGUCGCAACGCAUCACCGACGUGGUGCUCAAAGCGUUCCGCGCCUGCGCAGCGUCACAAGGAUGCUGCAACAACCUCACCUUCGGGACGAACUCGCGGACAGACCCCGACACAGGGGCCACGAUUCCCGGAUUCGGCUACUACGAGACGAUCGCCGGCGGCAGCGGCGCAGGACCGACCUGGACAGGCGAGUCCGGCAUCCACGUACACAUGACGAACACACGGAUCACCGACCCCGAGAUCCUGGAGAAGCGAUACCCCACGCUGCUGCGGCAGUUCACGCUACGGACGGGGUCCGGCGGACGCGGCAAGCACCAGGGCGGCGAUGGCGUGGUGCGCGAGAUUGAGUUCCUUUCUCCGAUGGAGUGCUCGAUCCUGUCGGAGCGGCGGGUGCACCGGCCUUAUGGGCUGGAGGGGGGCGAGGACGCGCAGACGGGGCUGAACCUGUGGUCGACGCGGGAUGCCGAGACGGGGGAGGAGCGGACGGUUAAUAUUGGAGGGAAGAAUACGGUGUCUGUGAAGACGCAUGAUCGGAUCGUGAUUAUGACGGCUGGCGGGGGCGGAUGGGGAAGUCGUGAGGAAUAG
Aspergillus candidus is the source of this 3901-nucleotide messenger RNA. Its product is annotated as 5-oxoprolinase. The coding region runs from base 65 to 3901 and encodes 1278 amino acids. Gene Ontology annotation, cellular component: cytosol. NCBI's taxonomy places the organism in Eukaryota, Fungi, Ascomycota, Eurotiomycetes, Eurotiales, Aspergillaceae. The record is from RefSeq and is a predicted model, not a curated record. The transcript has 2 exons. Gene Ontology annotation, molecular function: 5-oxoprolinase (ATP-hydrolyzing) activity. Gene Ontology annotation, biological process: glutathione metabolic process.